Molecule: messenger RNA, 1378 nt
Organism: Elaeis guineensis (African oil palm)
Lineage: Eukaryota; Viridiplantae; Streptophyta; Magnoliopsida; Arecales; Arecaceae
Product: SNF1-related protein kinase regulatory subunit beta-1
Molecular function (GO): protein binding
Source: RefSeq, a predicted model, not a curated record
AGAAAAGCCUUUCACCUCCUCCCUUCUCUCUUCUCCUCUCGCUCUCCGGCGCCGUUCAGUGGCAGUCGCCGUAAAUUUCCACCUCUCCCGCGGCAUUUCCACAAUCCGCCCCUCCCCCUCUUCCCCUUGCUUUCUUCUAAGCUCUCGCCGGAGUGGCUCGCUUCGUAAAUAAUCCUACUGGGAAACGGAGAUGGGUAACGCAAGCGGGAAGGAUGGAGAGAACGGGCCCGGCGGGCCGUCGGCGAGAUCGGACGGCGGGGAUCUGGCGAACAACCACCUGGUGGGCGACAUGGGGAUCUCGCCGCCGGAGAGCCCCCGCCAGUUGUCGCCGUUCAUGUUCGCUCCCCAGAUUCCAAUAGCUCCACUGCAGAGAGGUGCCGAGGUCCCUCCGGCUUUCAAUUAUACAAGGAUGAACUCUUCUCAUGGGCAUUUGGAUUCUCCCCUUGAAAAGGGAAUUCCCACACUGAUUACAUGGAGCGAUGGAGGAAACGAUGUUGCUGUGGAAGGGUCAUGGGAUAACUGGAGUUCAAGGAAGGUAUUACAGAAGUCGGGCAAAGAUCACACCAUCCUGUUGGUCCUUCCAUCUGGGGUCUAUCAGUACAAGUUCAUUGUUGAUGGUGAAUGGAGGCACAUUCCUGAUCUUCCUUGCCUGACUGAUGACAUGGGGCAAACCGUUAAUCUUCUUGAUGUCAAUGAUUAUGUUCCAGAAAAUCUGGAAAGUGUUUCUGAAUUCGAGGCACCACCAUCGCCAGACUCCAGCUAUGGUAGGUCAUUUCCUGUUGAUGAGGACUUUGCGAAAGAGCCACCAGCACUUCCACCUCAGUCGCAUGUUACAGUCCUUGGCCCCCAGAACAAUGAGGAUUCUUCAAAAAAGCCCCAGCAUGUUCUUCUCAACCACCUCUUCAUCGAGAAAGGAUGGGCUUCGCAGUCACUGGUUGCCCUUGGCCUGACCCACAGGUUUCAGUCCAAGUACGUGACUGUUGUCCUCUACAAACCUAUGAGAAGGUAGUAGCAGUAGAAACAUCUGCUACAGAAGUUUGAGAAGGUGAUAGAAACAGCUGCCACCCUCCCCUCUGUACGUAAGGGUGAUGCAGUUGCUGUUGAUUUUAAGGUACUUUUGCACUGAUACUGUGAAUUCUCUCCUUCUAUAAUUAGUUUGUCUCAGGAUUUUUAUAUUUUCUUUGAGCUUUUUAUCACCUGGCAUUUUGACCGCACACAAUUCUCAGUUGCUAUAACCUUUCUGACAUGACAAGUUCAUGUUGGAUCCGCAGAUAGCUGCAGAAAACUGCUUGUCUGAUUGUGACUGCCUACGAUUGGAUAGGUAAUCACUCCAAACUCAUGGUAGGAACCAUUUUUGAUAUGGAAAUGGGCCUUGUUA